AUGCCAGAUUGUUCUGAAAACCUUUCAACAGUGAUUGAAAACCAUGUUCCGUCAUUGGAAGAACUCAAAGAGGUUUGUAUGCAUAGUUAACAUUAGCUCUGUUUCAGGUUUUCCUAUUUCAGGUUUUCCAAAAGUCACUCACUUCAAAUUUCGAAAAUGUGCACGUCGAUAUUGUAGACUGUCCAGGUGAGCAACUAAGAAGCACCACUUCUACAACUGUUUCGUUUCCAGAUCUCUCAAAACCUCCAUUCAAUCAGACUUCCUCCGGAUUCGGACACAAUUUGAGAAUAGCCGAAGUCGGCGGUCCCGGCAACUUGUUCCCAGGAUUCCACAUCGAUCAUCAGUUCGACAUCCGAACCAUCGGAAAAGUGUGCGAGCACCCGGAAGCAUCCGUCUUCGGUCCGGGAGCCGGUCCCUGGCCGAUUGUGGGUCAGAACAGCGAGAUGGUGGCCGAUGUGAACCUGAAAACGGGGAAAACCGCGACGAGAAUUGCCGAGAUCAAGCCGGGAAAUCAAGCCGGAGACAAACUGUAUCUGCAGAGAAGUAUCACCGAGCCAAAGUUCAGUCUGAUGGCCAAUCUCGCCCUUUCGGACGCCGAUAAGCCGUCGAGAGUCGGUCAGUAUGCAUUUUCUUUCUUUUUUAAAUCUUUUUUAACUUUUCAGUUCAUUUCAAAGUUUUUGUCAGGAAAGGCGCUAAGAACCUGACACAUUCCAUUCGGGAUGGCCUUCAAGAGCACUUUGGAGAGAGGUAAAAUACGAAGAUCAACUUCUUUCAUCCACAAUUUCUCCGUUGCAGAGUGGUAUCCCUCGCCGGCCAGUUCAUAAUCCAUUCGGGAAAAGCAAAGCUGCACGUGAUGCCCGACUUCCCCGGAUGUCCGUUCGAAAACAAUCAGCAAGUCGACCAAUGGCUCAACUACUUUGAAAUGGACGCUCCGCUCGUGUGCGCCACUGUCAUGCACUCGCACGACCCCGGCCACAACUUGAGAUUGGAGCACACCCACUGCUACAGUAACCACGGCGACGCGGGCCACUACCACUACGAUGUUAGCCCCGAAACUGUGUCCUACGAGGGCUGGUUCUCACCGGCUUCCCGGAUUUAUCGGAUUGAUGAGGUUGCCAAUCGCUAA
Messenger RNA from Caenorhabditis sp. 36 PRJEB53466, 1126 nucleotides. Lineage: Eukaryota; Metazoa; Nematoda; Chromadorea; Rhabditida; Rhabditidae. The record is from the annotation of a GenBank genome assembly.